Hyaena hyaena (striped hyena) is the source of this 3205-nucleotide messenger RNA. It is a transcript of the gene RORA, whose product is annotated as RAR related orphan receptor A. Gene Ontology annotation, molecular function: nuclear receptor activity; RNA polymerase II cis-regulatory region sequence-specific DNA binding; zinc ion binding. The transcript has 12 exons. Bases 96 to 1667 code for a protein of 523 amino acids. Gene Ontology annotation, biological process: negative regulation of inflammatory response; regulation of transcription by RNA polymerase II. Lineage: Eukaryota; Metazoa; Chordata; Mammalia; Carnivora; Hyaenidae. Gene Ontology annotation, cellular component: nucleus. The record is from RefSeq and is a predicted model, not a curated record.
CGUUGACGUCCCAUCCCAAAAGUUGCUCUGAAAACAGAAGAUAGAGGGAGUCUCGGAGCUCGCCAUCUCCAGCGAUCUCUACAUUGGGAAAAAACAUGGAGUCAGCUCCGGCAGCCCCCGACCCCGCCGCCAGCGAGCCGGGCAGCAGCGGCGCGGACGCGGCCGCCGGCGCCAGGGAGACCCCGCUGAACCAGGAAUCCGCCCGCAAGAGCGAGCCGCCCGCCCCGGUGCGCAGACAGAGCUAUUCCAGCACCAGCAGAGGUAUCUCAGUAACGAAGAAGACGCAUACAUCUCAAAUUGAAAUUAUUCCUUGCAAGAUCUGUGGAGACAAAUCAUCAGGAAUCCAUUAUGGUGUCAUUACAUGUGAAGGCUGCAAGGGCUUUUUCAGGAGAAGUCAGCAAAGCAAUGCCACCUACUCCUGUCCUCGUCAGAAGAACUGUUUGAUUGAUCGAACCAGUAGAAACCGCUGCCAACACUGUCGAUUACAGAAAUGCCUUGCCGUGGGGAUGUCUCGAGAUGCUGUAAAAUUUGGCCGAAUGUCAAAAAAGCAAAGAGACAGCUUGUACGCGGAAGUACAGAAGCACCGGAUGCAGCAGCAGCAGCGAGACCACCAACAGCAGCCCGGAGAGGCUGAGCCGCUGACUCCGACCUACAACAUCUCUGCCAACGGGCUAACAGAGCUUCACGAGGACCUCAGCAACUACAUUGACGGGCACACCCCUGAGGGGGGCAAGGCUGACUCUGCUGUCAGCAGCUUCUACCUGGACAUACAGCCUUCCCCAGACCAGUCAGGUCUUGAUAUCAAUGGAAUCAAACCAGAACCAAUAUGUGACUACACACCAGCAUCAGGCUUCUUUCCCUACUGUUCUUUCACCAAUGGAGAGACUUCCCCGACUGUGUCCAUGGCAGAAUUAGAACACCUUGCACAGAAUAUAUCUAAAUCACAUCUGGAAACCUGCCAAUACUUGAGAGAAGAGCUCCAGCAGAUAACGUGGCAGACCUUUCUGCAGGAGGAGAUAGAGAGCUACCAAAACAAGCAGCGGGAGGUGAUGUGGCAGUUGUGUGCCAUCAAAAUCACAGAGGCUAUACAGUAUGUGGUGGAGUUUGCCAAACGCAUUGAUGGAUUUAUGGAACUGUGUCAAAAUGAUCAAAUUGUGCUUCUCAAAGCAGGUUCUCUAGAGGUGGUGUUUAUCAGAAUGUGCCGUGCCUUCGACUCUCAGAACAACACCGUGUACUUCGAUGGGAAAUAUGCUAGCCCUGAUGUCUUCAAGUCCUUGGGUUGUGAAGACUUUAUUAGCUUUGUGUUUGAAUUUGGAAAGAGUUUAUGUUCUAUGCACCUGACCGAAGAUGAAAUUGCAUUAUUUUCUGCAUUUGUACUAAUGUCAGCAGAUCGCUCAUGGCUGCAGGAAAAAGUAAAGAUUGAAAAACUGCAACAGAAAAUUCAGCUAGCUCUUCAGCAUGUCCUGCAGAAGAAUCACCGAGAAGAUGGAAUACUGACAAAGUUAAUAUGCAAGGUGUCUACGUUAAGAGCCUUAUGUGGACGACAUACAGAAAAGCUAAUGGCAUUUAAAGCAAUAUACCCAGACAUUGUGCGACUUCAUUUUCCUCCAUUAUACAAGGAGUUGUUCACUUCAGAAUUUGAGCCAGCAAUGCAAAUCGAUGGGUAAAUGUAUCACCUAAGCACUUCUAGAAUGUCUGAAGUACAAACAUGAAAAACAACAACAACAACAAAAAAAUUAACCGAGACACUUUACAUGGCCCUGCGCAGACCUGGAGCGCCAACACACUGCACAUCUUUUGGUGAUCGGGGUCAGGCAAAGGAGGGGAAACAAUGAAAACAAAUAAAAGUUGAACUUGUUUUUCUCAUGCAUAUGAUUUCCAUUAUGCCUACAGAUAUGGACCCUUUUUCUGUCUCAACUUCUCCAUCACUGACCUCUGUUUACAACUGAAGGAGGGUACUAAAGUCGGAGGAUUUCCUUUUCUUGUAGCUCACUGCCCACAGACUUUCUGCAGAGUCACCAAUCUGUCAGUAACAACAGAGUCCAGCAAUAAUCGGUGACUGGUGUGCUUAGCGAAGGUUGCAGCAUUAUUUUGCACAACUUGCUCUUUGUUUCAUGAAGGAAGUUUUUAUUUUUCCACCGAUUAUUGCCAGUCAGCAGGAUGGCAUGAAAAGGGUCCAUAGCACUAGCAACAAUAGCAUUAUAAUAUAUUACAGGGUAAAUGGGCAUGAAGACUAUAUAUAGCUAAAAGAGAUAUUGUUUAUAUAUUGUUUUAAUUAAUAUAAAAUGUAGUUACUGGUGUAGCUUUUCCUGUUGAAUUGAUAAGGCACUUUCAUUUUGCACCUUUUUCUUUAAAUUAAAUGCUAGCGUGUUCACUGUCGUGUCGCAUGUGCACCAGAAACACAAGUUUAACUGAGAAGGCUUGGAAGGUACGUCAGGAGGUAUUUAUGCUGCUGUUUACAAAUUACUUUUAAAAGACUGGCUGGUCAUAUCUAGAAAUCACGAUGUGGAUUCUUUUUUUUUACACAUGAAUUUGGAAUUAGAACUCUCCCUAAAUUAUACUUUGCUUCGUGGUAAGUUUAAAGAUAGAUGUGUUUAUGCUUCAUACAAAGUUGAAUGAUUGAUUGGUGCUAUGGACUUACACCAUGAUACACAUUAUUUUUAAAAAGCUUUUUUAAUGCCACCUCAUGGAGGCAGGGGAGGGAGGAGAGGCUCAUUUUACACAAUCCUAUAGUUAUAUGGAGUCCAUCUCAAAACUUGGAACUCUUACGCUUUGAGAGCAAAUCAGUAACCCAAGUAUUUAUUGGAAUUCAGCUUUUAUUACAAGAAGGAUCCAAAGAUUAUAUCUGGAGCAAACACACACUCCCCAUGUGAGGACAUGAAGCAUUUACUUUGUGAAUGAUUAUGUUCUUGGUAUAAUCUAGGAACCCUAAGAGGAUUUCUCAGAGUGAACUGGUUCUAGACUAGCUGCCUCUAGAUGCUUUAAUUCUAGAAUAUUGCUCUCCAUAGUUCAUAGACCAUGGAUAGUAGGGCGAGAGAGGCAUGCAAUGCAGAACCAGUUUCUCUUAUUUAAAUAUGAAAUAUUUUAAGCAUUCAAAGUGAAGUUGAUGUUAAGCUGCAAACAUUUACUCUUGUAUUUAUCUUCACUAGAAAACUGUGGACUGUAAUUUAUUUUAUUAAAUAUUUAGAAGAUUGUUUGGCCUUUG